Molecule: messenger RNA, 465 nt
Organism: Suillus discolor
Lineage: Eukaryota; Fungi; Basidiomycota; Agaricomycetes; Boletales; Suillaceae
Product: RNA polymerase II largest subunit
Exons: 1
Biological process (GO): DNA-templated transcription
Molecular function (GO): DNA binding; DNA-directed RNA polymerase activity
Source: RefSeq, a predicted model, not a curated record
GCUGGUGUCUCCAGUAAGAAUGUGACACUUGGUGACCCACGUCUGAAGGAGAUUAUCAAUGUUGCCACCAAAAUCAAAACUCCCUCCCUCACUGUCUACCUCGAGCCUGACAUUGCUGAAGAGAGUCUGCUUGCCAAGAACAUUGAGCAAGAGCUCACCUAUACCUCAUUUUGUACCGUGACCGCAGCCGUGGAGAUCUGGUAUGACCCAGACCUAAGCUCCACCAUCAUCGAGGAGGACUCUGUCUUCGUAGAGUCAUUCUUUGCCAUUCCCGACGAGAUUGAGUCCAAGCUGCAUCUCCAGUCGCCAUGGCUCCUUCGUCUCGAGCUUGAUCGUGCUAAAAUGAUUGAUUGCAAGCUCACCAUGGCUUUGUCGCCAGUUGCAGAGAGUUUUAAGACUGAUAUCUUCGUCAUCUGGAGCAGACGUGGAAUCUCAAGGUUUGCAUUUCUACAUGUUAUACACUAG